AUCUACGUUUUCAAAUUGCAUACAGUUCUGAGGCGUGGCGGGGUAACGUUACACAUUAAGAUGUUUCGGGUUCGCGCGAUUCUAUUUCGGAAUUGGUGAUAAAUCAGAGAAACGUCUAAUCACCUCGAAUUAAGCGGGUUCACUCUGGCCGCUGCCGCCAUCUUUGUUUGGGGGCACCAGGCCGCCGCAGGGUCUCGCAGAUAAACCCAGGGCUUACAUACUUUCCUAUUAGACACGGGUUCCGAUUGUUAUCGAUGUUCAUAUCGUUUCAACGCACUUUAGCCGAAGUUUGCGUGAAUUUACAGGCAGUAAUGAACUGAAUGACAAAUCAAGGCCGCCAUCUUUGUGCGGGGCGCGAUUGUUUCCUAUUCGCUCCGCCGGGUGUAACCUCGCGAAUCCCGUUCUACUGUCGCAGAAAGCUUUCAGCGACCUGGCGUUACUCUUUGAAAUACUUUGGGCCAGCUUCUGUACCUAAACCGCUCUCCAGUCCAAUUAAAUGAGAGCGCUCGCCAUUUUUCAAAGGGGCGCGGGCGGACUAUGUCCCACAAUGCUCGCUGAGCGGCCAUCUUUGUGCGGGGCACGGGGCUCUGCUGGCGGAAUGGCCGUGUCUCUGCGUUUAAAUUGGAGUUUGCGGGUCGGGGUGAAGUAAUUGAAGCGUUUUCCGGGCAUUAUUUGUAGCUGUCGGGUGCUAAGGGCUGUGGUAUUUGUCCCGGGAGGAGGGGGCUGCAGGGUUUGCCCCUCUGCAUCCCACAGUUCCCGGGGCGAGUGCACGGAUGUAGACGGUGGACGAUGGCGGCGCCCAGGGCAGCGGACUCCCCGAGUCGGAGCUGGCCGAGCGCGGCGGCCGAUGCCUCGCUCCAAAUCGUCGCUCCCACCUGGACAGAAGUGGCGGGCGACCCUGCCAGCGAGCCUCCCACCCCCAGCUGGAGCAGCGGGGCGGUGGAGAACCCGGCCCCCAGCCCGAGCCGGCCGCCCGCCUGCCGCGGCAUCUCCUGGACCCCGGCCGAGACCAACGCGCUGAUCGCAGUGUGGGGCGACGAGCGGCUGCAGGACGUGCUGGAGGGCAACCUGCGCAACUCGCACAUCUUCGACAGGAUCUCGCAGGCCCUGCGGGAAAUGGGCUACGAGAGAAGCGCUAACCAGUGCAAGGAGAGGAUAAAGACUCUGAAGAGGUGCUAUAGUCGAGUGAAGGAAAGAGGUCGUGGUAAGAGAACCUGUAACUAUACGUUUCAACAGCUGGAGCAGGUCUUUGGACGCGUGCCUGUCGUGUGGGAACCACACGCCUAUCAGCCUGUCCUUAUUGACAGCAGUGGACUCUACCAGGACACAAAACCAGUCACUAUUAAUCUGGAAGAAAGCCGGGAAGCUCAGCCAACAGAGUUGCAAGAUUGCAGAAACGAAAAACCAGAUUUGCUCAUCAAGCAGGAGGUGCUUAUGAAUCCGAGGCCGGAACUGCAGGUCUACCAGAGGCAGGAUCUCGCUGUGUACCAGGACGCAGAUCAGGAUGUAGAAGAAAUGAAUUUUGUAAAGAAGAAGCCGGAAGCACGGCAUGAUUCCACAGAAAAUAUGCAGAAGCCAGAGAUUGUGCAGGCUCUCAUGGCACUAUUAGACUUAGUUCAGCCAAGGUGGCAGGAUUUCCAAAGUUUCGACGAUCUCAGCAGUACAUACUUCGCAAAUAAACUUGGUAUCUUCGCCAUUGGUUAUAAUACGAGAUGGGUAGAGGACAUACGAUACCAUUACACAGAAAUCAGCUCCCAAGUGCCGGUUGGAAAGAGACUGAAGGAAUAUUUAAGUCCCGAAAAGCCAGAGGGCAAAGUGAUAUCUGGUAAGCGUCAGAAAAUGAACUGGAAGAAAGUAUAUUAUAAGAUUUUUGAGAUCACGAAAAGUGAGGCGCGUUGUCUCGAGCUGCACUUUGCUUUUGAAUGGAUACCCAUCGCACUUUCCCGAGCAGCCAAUGACAACAUUGUACAAUAUCUGCUUCCGGGCGGGAUCCCGGAUACCAACGGCCUCUACGUCAUUGGCUGCGAAGAGGCAGAGGGCGAGGUUUUCUCCCCACGGCGAGAUUACGGGAUUAGGGUGUUGCCGAGGGUUUCCCUGCAGCACGAUUCUGGCAGCACCACUGCAGGACCAUCGCUUUUGGAGAACGAUCUUAACCAAGGCAGUGCGAUGAAGUCAAAAAUCUGCUACUGUUAUCUCGGUGUGGCAGAGGAGAAAACCAUUUGUCAGUGUAUACUGCAACACUUUCAACCACCUGUCAAGAUGCUGGCCGUGGAGACAUGUACCAUCAACGGCUUCCUUUCUGAAAACUGCCAACCAGGAGCCAGCUCCAGAUCUAUUUACAUCAAAUUUAUAGAAGUAGAAAAAGAGUAUCUCUCUUCAGGCUGCGUGCAAGAGUGUUUGGAAAAAGCCAUGGGGUAUUCGUUACGGUUCACAAAGUAAACUCCAACCACAGCCAAUGUAUUCAAUUAUGAUGUGCAAAGAUUUCUGCCUGGUCACAUUUAGAGCUUAAUAAUGUCAGGGUUUUGAUUUUAAAGCUUCCCACAUUCGCUGUACUUGAUGGGUUUCAAUACCAUAAUGGCUGAGAGCGAAGAUGAAGAAAAGAAAUCGAGCCACUUUGGUCAAAACUGGAUGGAGUGGAAGUGCGAGACAGGAGCUGAAAUGGUGAUGGAGUUUGGAGUCAGUCUGUUCUGUGGAAUAUAAGCUCAACUCUGGAAUGUGGAAAGCCUUAAAAAGGCUUUAAGGUCUUGGUUACAGUCCAGAUGAUGCACAGUGUACUCUGUAGGUCAAUCAGUUUACAGUUGAGGACAAGAAUGCAAGCUGUGAGCAUACCUACAUGUUACACUGUGGCGGUAUAUUGGGAAGCAUGCUUUACUUGUAUUGUGAGGUCUUGGCCUUGCCCAACAUUCAAGCCGACCUGUCACUUUGGUGGUGAUUUCAUUGGUUUGCAGGCCAUGUCACCAAUUGAGUAACAGACAAGUAUUUCAGUCUGGGCGUAACGUCUAAAAGGCGAGAGGGAAAGAUGGAAUGGAAAUGGGAUUUGACUGUGCAAGCACGCCUUUUCUACUGAAAUUAUCGUCGAACUAAUGAGGAAGAAAUCUCUGGUUCCUUUUUCUAUUGUUCAGAAGCUGCUCUGGAGUAGCCUCAGUUGGCCAAAGUGUUAAUCUGAUCUUCCUCCUUUGAUAAAAUAUAACCUGACUGUUAUCAAAAACAUAGUUCAGAUAACCUCAUUUUGUACGGAUCCUAACCAAGCUCCAACCUACUCAGCUGCACUUGUUCUGGCUCAUAAACUGAUGUGCACAGUGCCUUUGAAAAUAUCCUGGGUUUGAUUUGAGCGCACACUGAACAUUUUGGCCAGGGUGGGUAAAUGCAGUGGUAGCAGAUGGCCAAGUUUGUGAAGGAUUGGAGUCAGGGUGGUGGUGGGGGUGUGCGGUCAAACCCUUAAUGAGGAGAAUCCUAGUUCAACCUACUCCAUUAUGAUCUCCUAAGUUUAUUGAUCAUGGUGUCUAAAAUAACCAGGUGUGUUGCAUCAACCAUUUCUACCUGGACUAUUUGAAAAUCAGUGAUCAGACCCACCCUUGACAUGUACUGAUAACAUUUACUAACUUUACAAAGGGUGCAGGCAGCGCCUUUUUGAACGAGGUUCAAGGCGAAGCUUCCAUAAAUUUCUACCUUCAAUUAUCCUUUAAAAUAAUCAUAAAAUUCUACAAUUUUCUUUUUCAAUUAGCUUAUGAACUUGAGUGAGAGCUGUUGCUGUACAAUCAGAAAUAAAGCACCAGGCAGUUUAAGAGAAGUUCCUACCCAAGCUAUCUUUCAUAAGUAGUUAAACAAGCUAAGAAACGGUGCAAAGCACUGGAGUAACCCAUCGGGUCAGGGAGCAUCUCUGGAGAACAUGGGUGGGUGAUGUUUUAGGUCAGGACUCUUCUUAAAGACUUAUGCAAACCUGAACAAGCUACUCUUGUGACUGGGUUUGUGGAUCUGCACAGCAUAGUAUUAUCUAUUGUGGUCUUGAACAUUUCGACUAGAUUUUGCAACAGGUCAGUGGACACCCGUGAGAUGGUGGAAGCUGGAACUUCAGUGUUGCGGUGUGCUAUGAAUUAGAUUCGCUAUAAUUGUGUGAAAUGAAGGCACUUUAUUUCCCAAAAUAGAUUUUGGUAUAAAUUCAUUGCUAAUGUUCUCCGUAUAAAGGUAGGUCCAAUGAAACCAUUGUUUCCAAGUUAAUAUUCCAAACAAUUAAAAAUAAUGGCCAUUUCCAUCUUAUGCCAUUGUUUUUCACCUUUUAAGUUGUAGUACUAUAGACAAUAGGUGCAGGAGUAGGCCAUUCGGCCCUUCGAGCCAGCACUGCCAUUCAAUGUGAUUGCCCCUGUUGAAUUAUUAGUGGAACGUGAAUGGCUUGAAACAUGUAAUAUAGCGAGCCUUUGAUAUUUUAAAGACUCAAAACUAAGGAAUAACAGCUGCUGUCACAGUUCAGACCUUUCAGGCCAGCUAAGUUUACUGGAGUGAGCUGUGAAGCUAUAACUAGCUUUAACCCCAAUCCAAGUAUUUCAAAUCAAGUAUAAUCUUACUUUGUCGAAUACAUUCUCCCUAGUGUAAAAAGGUUGGGAAUCUAUAACUUCAUGGCAAAAUCCCCAGUGCACUGUUGAGUGCAUAAUGCUGGAGUAACUUUAAAAUUUCAGAUAUAUACUAUUUUCUGUUGAUAGCCCAUGGCAGACAGAACCAAGUGGGAAAUGUGCUCAUAUUUUCAAAAAUACAGCAAAAUAAAUUAAAAUCUUCCUCAUGUAAUUUUCAGGGUAAUAGUGGAACACCAGAGAUUGCUAAUCUCUCUUUUCCACCAGUUUAAAUAAAAACACAUGAAAGACACUGAGUUGGUUUGCUUCUAGAGAUUCCAAAGCACUACCAAAUAGAUGAGAAACUUUCCAGAUUUACUCUCCCAUCUGUGCUUUUACAAUAUGGAGAUAGCAGGUAUUACUUUGUGCUUUGAAGUAAAUAGACUAUCAUGCAUUCUAUUUCUGUUUGCUGCUGAGAAUUACACAUUGGCCCAUUAUACUUACAGUCCAUACCUUUUCAGGCUGGGUCAUGUCAACCUUGUAUCUUCCCCUCUUUUGAGCAGCCACUCGCUGUUUGGAGUUGCACACUACGGGCCAAGAUAAUGAAAGUUAUCCAGACUUGUGUCAGACUUCACGAGCUGGUACCUUUGGCAAUAUAUAUAGAAGUAUAUAGCAAAAAGCUUUAAGUAUUUUAGGCCAUUUAGUCUGAACAGUCAUGGUGGGAACAUUGAUGUUUUGGCAGGCUGGGAUUUGUCCCUGUAAAUAAUUGCAUUUUGGAUUAUCGUAUGCAAAAUAGUAAGAGAUCGGUCCUGUUAUUAUCCCCACGUUGAAAAGAGUUCAAUGUGCUAAUUGUAUUCCUUUCCAGUCUUGGCUGGUGCAUUACCAAUGCAACUCGUUAUUUUUUUUUUUGUUUUAUCUAAUCUGGCUUUGACUUCCUGACGUGAUUUUUUUUAAGAAGCAGUGCCACAUUGUAGUCACAAUGCAACAGUUUUAAUGUCCGAUGUGCCUUGUUAAACAGGAGCAUUAAAGAUAACUGAGACCAAUAAACCAAUCUGACAACUAAAUUUGCAAAUAAACCCCUAAUUGUACUAAACCCAAUCAAACAAAAUAGUACAAACUAUCAAUGUCCAAUGCUUUGAAAUUUUACAAGAAGAGAGGAAAUGCAUUCAUCGGAGUUGUCCUGCAUCAUUUAUCGUUAUAAGAAUAAACGAGUGAUAUGCAGAGUUUUCGUGAGAUUUCAUAAUGUUUAUAUCUGAAACAUAGUUCGUGGGAAACUUUGCAAAGUUGGACAUUCACUAUCUUUUAAUUAGGAUUUGAUUCCCAACUUACUGAUCCUGAAUAAAAUGCACCUUAUGAUUUGUGGAUGUCUGUCUAACUUAAAUCAAGCUAUCUUCCUUUCAGAACCAGAUUAGUGCAUAGAUUUGAUGCAGUUUUGCUUGAAGCAGCAUGCCUCUCGUACCUUCUCCUCACUAGUCCUGAUGCUGACUGUUACUUGGUGUGAUUCUGCAGGUGGAAGUGGCCUUCUGGUAUCUUGCAUAAUUUUGGUUUUGGUACUUAAACAUUGAAUGCUGGCACAUUAUACAAGACAACACGGCAAGUGUUGCAAAAAAACUCACAUCACCUGCUCACAGAAUCUUGCUUUCCUAAGGUGUCACUGGAUAAUGAUCAAGAACAUUUACAUUCAUUCAGUUCCACAUCGAAGGGCAUUGAAACCAAUAGCUUUUGCCCAGGAUAUUAGCUAAUGAAAUACAGCUCAGGAAUUUUGUGGUGUAUAAAGUUUAGCACUAUACUGGAUGGUAUCCUUAACCACAAGAUUAUUGGGGGGGGCUUCCAAGUUUAUAUUAGACUAGAAGAUCUCUCCAGUCUCCUUCUUUUGGAAAUCAUUAAAUGUUUAAUUCUGCUCUCUUCAUCAGCUAUUCUGUUAACUUUUAAUUAGAUCUGUGAUCCUUCUGUUAAGGAAAGCAUUGAAUGAUUGUGCAUCUGUAUCCUAGUUUCUAAGUGCUGGUGACAAGUUUCAUGAAUCUAUAACUUGGGCAGUCUGCAAACAUUCCAAUCCCACGACAAAGUGCUGGACUGUUUUGUGCGUAGCUUUCGACCAACCUAUAAAGGCACGGAUGCUUAGCCUCCUGGACCUGCAAUUACAGAGUGGAUCUUUCAUUGUUUUAUUGGGCACGCUGUUUGAAAACUUGCCUCGGUGUGACACUGAGGCAGCGUUGUACAAGCAUUCAAAUAUAUCAGUUUUGAGCACUCCCUGAUUUACAUAGGACCACUGCAAUUCCCAUAUAAUUGAAGACCAAAUGAAACAGUCAGCAACACAACACUGGAGAAAAUCCCCAGAGCAACCCACUGUUCUGUGCAUUGACCAACCAGGUAGGCUGAACUGUAGAAUUCUUAGUAUAGACACUGUUGAUCAGAAAAAGAUGAAGAUAUAGCUAGAAGUAACUUUAAACAAAAACAAAUGUUUUUUUUUACAUUUUUGUUUUGAUUUUUCCCAAAGUUUUAUUUCCAAUGUUUUUCUUUGCUGUAAGUGGACAGUACAAAGCUUUGAUUGUAAACAGGGCAGUCAUUCCUCUUGUGUUGCUGACCAAUGAUGCACAUGGACAGUAUGACAGCCAGAUCAGGACAUGGUGUGAAGACAUUUCAUCAGCGUGCAGCUGAACCUUGCACUAAUGUCCAAGUAACCACAUUUAGUGGUGGUAUUAAAACCUAAUGUUGAAUUUGCAACGAGUAAAAGUAAUCACAGAAUGGCAACGUGUUUCUUUCCAUUUUUUUCUCAACUGAAAUAUUAUGUCGUAUUUAUCCCUGCUGUUAUUGAUUAUAUUGUAAUACUUUAUGAAAUGAUUUAUCCUUCAAGGAAAAAAAUAUGGCAUCACUGCUGACUAGCAAAUGCUUGAGACUGAAAAAUGUGUAUGGUAUGGAUUAGAAUGUUGGUUCCAACAUUUUUUUUGAUUCACAUUAUUGAGGUAUAUAAUCCUCUCUCACUGCCCCCAGCAAUGAACUUUGGGGAUUUUCCAUUAUUUUCAAUGGAAACUCCUAGUGGCUCUGGGCUGCUUUGGUGAGAUAUGUCUUGUACUCUCUUGAUGCAGCAUUAAGCUAUAAAUUAUUAGAUAUUAAAGAUCAUUAUGACUUUAUCAACUCUGUGUGUGGAUGCCUUAUCUAAUGAAAGAGACCUUUCAGAUUUUGAGCACUAGAAGUAAUAAGGAUUUAUUUAAAAACAUUACGGGGCGCACUCUAUAACACCUGGACCGCAAUCACAAGAUGUUUCUGUACUGGGAAUUGGUUGACGAGCUGAUGGAGAUGGAAAAACUGGCAGUGACUGAUACACAGGAGUGGCUAUGACCAAGCCCACCUGCUAUCCUGUCACUAUGGAUGAAUGUGAAUCGGAGAAGGGAUUCUGCUAUUCGAGCUGUUUCAUCGUACUUGUAGGUCAGACCAUGUGCAUCUUGACUCCACAUCACUCGGCUGUUUAUCCCUAAACAGUUGUGCUAGUUAUUAUUAUCAAUUGGACUAGAGGAACAACUUAAAGUUAUAGAAUUUGAGCUUGAAGAGAUGCACUGACAUGGCUAAAUCUAAGCAUUUUUGACAUCAUUCCCUAAUUUGAUUGAUAUCUGCCCCUUCCCUCCACCCAAUAAAUAUUAUUUUCUAUACUCAUAAUGAUGGUGAUUCUGCUCCAUCCUCCCACAGCUCAUUAUCCAAAUCGAGCUAUAUUUUAUGUAAUGGGUGAUCAAACUUUUGCACACAUCAGUUCAUUGACCUUAGGUGGAUAAAAAUGCUGGGGAAACUCAGCGGGUGAGGGUGCAUCAAUGGAGCGAAGGAAUAGGUGACGUCUCGGGUCAAGGCCCUUCUUCAGAAGUUUGUUGUCCUUGCUACAUUGAUGCAAGGCACCUUAAAUUACUUUCUCCCUGGUUCUGAGUUUCUUAAUAUGUAAAAUUGGAACAUAAGGCUACCAGUGCUCUGUUUUCCAAUGAACUCUGCCAGAGGAAAAAAAAAUAUUAGGUUGCUCUGUGACACAACAGGUAGAAUCGCUGUCUCACAGUGCCAGAGACCCAGGUUCAAUAAAAGCUUCGGGUGCUGUCUGUGAUGCAUUCUCCCUGCAUGAAUUUUCUGCGGGUGCCCUCAUUUCCUUUCAUAAUUCAAAACUCUGCGAGUUUGUAGAUUAAUUGGCAUUUGUAAAUUUGCUGCAAAUGUGUAUCGAGUGGACGAGAAAGGUGGGAUAACAGAACUAAUGUGAAUGGGGAUCGAUGGUCAACAUGGAUUCACUGGGCUGAAGGGCCUGAUUUGAUGCUAUUUAAAUUAAACUAAACAAAAUGGUUUGUCUUUCUUGGGCCCAAUCAUACUUUUGCACAUUGAACUCCAUCUGACAUUAGCUUUGCCCUCCAAUGUGUUCUUUCCUUGUCGAUCUGCAACUUUGAUCUCAUCUACACUAAUUAGAGCUACCUAUCUUAGUGGUGUUAGUAAAGUUCAAUGAAUUUAAAUGCUCUUCAAUCCUUCAAGUAAUUACAUUUUAAACUGUUACAUGUAAACCGCUGAUUGUGAUCAUUGUCUCUGCGCGCUAUAGAUGAUAGAAAUGUAACAGACCACCAAAAAGUCUGGCAAAUAUGUUUAUUAGAUGGCUUCAGACUAUUACAUCACUUGGAUAUUUCAGGCACCACAACAUUGCUCUUGUAUUGCUAUGUAUUCUCUGUUCAGCUUGGUCACAUAAUCACAUGAAAUUGUAGUUUUCAGUGUCAACGGGUUUCAAAAUGAUCCCUGUUCUUAAAUGAGUUCUUUGCACUGAUUUGUUCUGUCCUCUGAUUUGCUAUUUUCUGGUUACGAAGGGAGUUGUCAGAGCCAAGGUUUUGUUCACUGGGCUGAUUAUCCCUUCCCAGCAACAGAAUCUUUGCACAACAAUAGGUUUUCUGCCUAUACUAGAAUGCAAUUUGUGGCCUGACAUCUAAGUAGCGAUGAUAAUCCCCUUCUAUGUUGUCAAUCAACAGAUUAUUUGCUUUAUCUGGGUUAAAAAUGAUCAGAUGCAAUCAAAUUUUGCUAACAUUUUGCUAACUUGGGCAACUCAAAGAAAUAUUUUCCAGUCAAUAAGAUCCUUAAUUAUCCACCAACUAAUAAGAGUUCAGUACAACUUGCUACAGCAGUAGUACAAUUUUCAUUUUUAAUUCAGUUUUAGCCCUUUCUGACCCCAUAUAAUUGGUUAUUAUGUGUUUUCUCCUGAAUAGGGUUUUGACUUAAUUCAUAAUUUAUAAUCUUAAUUGCAAUGAAAGCUAAUACAUAUUUUUCAUUAUCCUUGCUCUUACUUCAACACCAUGCUUUUUGACAAUAAGAAUAUAUUAAGGGAGGUUUUAGAGAGGU
This is a messenger RNA of Leucoraja erinaceus (little skate), 9887 nucleotides long. RefSeq names its product myb/SANT-like DNA-binding domain-containing protein 2 (gene msantd2). Bases 790 to 2439 code for a protein of 549 amino acids. Lineage: Eukaryota; Metazoa; Chordata; Chondrichthyes; Rajiformes; Rajidae. The record is from RefSeq and is a predicted model, not a curated record. The transcript is spliced from 4 exons.